Protobothrops mucrosquamatus (brown spotted pit viper) is the source of this 1633-nucleotide messenger RNA. It is a transcript of the gene CUNH7orf57, whose product is annotated as chromosome unknown C7orf57 homolog. The record is from RefSeq and is a predicted model, not a curated record. Lineage: Eukaryota; Metazoa; Chordata; Lepidosauria; Squamata; Viperidae. The coding region runs from base 1 to 1086 and encodes 361 amino acids. The transcript has 9 exons.
AUGUAUGGUUGCGGAGGGAUCAAUCGAAUCCACAACUAUAUCCCAAACCAUAAGUAUUUGUGCCCACCAGAUGGGUGUGCAGUCUCCACGGUCAAAUGGACUGCCAGAGCAACAGCCAGCAAGAAGCUAGUGAGUAGCGGCGGCGUGAGGCGGAAUGUUUUCUGUUGCUAUAGGAGCAGGGAUUGUUUGUUGUUACAGCUAGUUGAGGACCACCGCCCCCUCCUCUUCGCUGGUGCUACUCGUUUCACUUCGAACUUUCCAGCCAGCGAGAAGGCACUGAGCGCGAGAGGUUUUGUCACCUCUUCCCCGACCCCAGGCGCGACCAGGGACACGGACGACGAUUGGUAUUAUCACAUCCCCCUGAAACACUCAGAGGAACAAGUUAGCUCAGAAGUUGCACAACAACCAAUGUCUGAGAUCCGAUGUCUUGGUGAUUUUGGAGAUCCUCACAAUGACAUUACCUUUGGGGGUCGAAGAAAGUGGAUCAAAGAUACUGACUCAGAAUAUGUAAAACUGGCAAAGCAAGGAGGUCAACCAGAUUUACUGAGACAUUUUACUCCUACUCCACGAAAAGUAUCCCUGGGGCCUUAUGGUGCACUUGAAUGGUACUCACAUCAUAGCAAACAAGCUGCAACUGAUUAUUCUAAACCUCAUGUUCCAGCAAUGCCAGACUACAUGAUUCAUGAAGAAUUUAAGACUGAUCAAUCAUCCAGCUAUAAACCUAAAAUGGGUCCUUUUGAUUUUGAUAUGAAAAGUGUUUGGCAAAGGGAUGCUGAAGACAAAGAGAACAAAGAGAAAAGAGAGAUAAAACUUCCUGCUAUUCCACCAAGAUACCCACGCAGAACUCACCAAGCUGUCACAUCUAAAGAAUUCCAUGGAGGAAACCGACUUUAUUUUCCUCCAAUGCCUGCUCAUAAAAAAAAUGAACCUAUAAACUUCAGCAAACUGAUUAGCAGUGGUUAUGGUGAUGAAUGGCUUCAGGAACGUGAUCAGUGGGAGAAAAAAAAUACUGAGCCUAAUGAUUCUUUUCUUCCUCCAAAUUCAGAAACAUCCCAGCCAGAAUUGAUACAAACAGAAAUUGAGUAAAAGCUGGUACUUCACAGAAUUGUCACAAUUCUGUUGCUACUUCCAAACAGCACUGUAUGCAGGGAACUAUUAUACAGCUUAGGAAGCAGGCUCCAGUAGUAAUCUACUAACCAACUAUAAUAGGCUUCAAUGGUUAUCUCAUAAACCAACUAUUACUAAGACUCACCUAGUCUCUUCUAAAGCCACACCUGUUGCUUGAGAGCUGAUGAGUAUCCCUACAGUCAUAAGACACUGUUAAUAUAAGCUAUACUUUGAAUUGAACUACUGAAAACAGUAUAGGGGAACACAAAAAUGAGACCAGCUUGAACUUUACACUACUGACUUUUUAUUUUUGUAUCUUUUUCCAAGUAAAAGCUAGUUAUUUUCAUUUUCUAUGUAAUGAAUGUUGGCAUUUUAUAUGUAAUGAAUGUUGAAUACUGACACUGAAAUUAUUUUUCAGAAUAUUGGAUUGUACUGAUAGUUUUAAACACCCAUUUGUAUUUUGUUCUGCUUCAUUCUUUACAUAUAAACUUAUACAAAUACUUGGAUUCUAUUUGAAUAAACAUAA